GGGUUAGUUUUAUGAACGCAGUUGGCUGACUUUCAACAGCUCGCGGAAGACGAGGUGUUACGAGACAAUUUGAUGGGUGUUUAGAGACGGUGAACUUAAAUAAGUAAAAUAAAAAUGAAUUUCAUCCGAUCUCGCUUCUCCAUUGGCAACUUUAUAGGCCGAAAGGACCGACCGGUCACUGAAACAUGGAGCCACAGAGGGAUGUGCAAUAAACCACAGGAGGUGAAAGCCGAGCCUCUGCCAGCAGACCCAGCACAAGAGCCCCGUCCCGCUUUCAGAGUCCCCGGCUACAGACCCUCCAAUCUGGACAAGAAGAUGCUGCUCUGGUCGGGACGCUUCAAGACAGCAGACCAGAUACCAGAGCUUGUGUCGUUUGAGAUGAUUGAUGCUGCUAGAAAUAAAGUGCGCGUGAAAGCCUGCUACGUGAUGAUGGCGGCCACACUGGGCGCCUGUCUGGUGAUGGUGUUCCUGGGCAAACGGGCUGUUGGCAGGAACGAGUCCCUGACGAGUCAAAACAUGGAGAAAAAAGCUAAAUGGAGGGAGGACAUUCAAAGAGAGAAGGACGCUGCUGCUGCUGUUCUGUCAGAGAAGGCUCAGUGAUGGAAGACAACGCGUUCCUGCAAACUCCUCCCCCUCAGUACUCCGAUGGCAUCGUAGAGCAGAAAACGUAUAUCAGAGCUGAUAUGUAAUAGUUAAGGAUACUGUCUUUUUAAAAACACAAACUAUGGCUUAUUCAUCUUGGAUAUGUGGUUUUACCCCUUCAGUGACUACAUUGAGGCCAUAAACUGGCACCAGUUUGUGAGGAAAGGGCCCGGUCAACAUUUUUAGUUGCCUUCAAGGUCGAAAACACGAGCGUGACUGCGUUAAUGUGGUAUUUUGAUGAGUUUAUAAAGAAUCAAAACGAUUGUCAGACAAAUCAAUUGAACAGCUGCAUCAAUUUAGGUUUUCUGUCAACAUUUCUAGUAGACUUCUAUCUAACAUUAGCAAGGCAAAAGCCCCGGGGAGGUUGUCUGUUUACUACGAUGUGUUCUCGUGUCCUGGUACUUAUGUAGGUAGGCUGGUUGAUUUAUGGCUGAUGUGAUCUAUGUUUGUAUACAGUCAACACCAAAAAAAAUAAAGUAUAGCUUCUUGAAAA
Molecule: messenger RNA, 1135 nt
Organism: Gasterosteus aculeatus aculeatus (three-spined stickleback)
Lineage: Eukaryota; Metazoa; Chordata; Actinopteri; Perciformes; Gasterosteidae
Gene: fam162a
Product: family with sequence similarity 162 member A
Biological process (GO): neuron apoptotic process; positive regulation of release of cytochrome c from mitochondria; cellular response to hypoxia
Cellular component (GO): mitochondrion
Source: RefSeq, a predicted model, not a curated record